AUGGCCAAACCUUCCCAGAUAUGACCGAAAGAAGUUCAUGAAGGAUGGUAUAAAGCAUGAACCUGCUAUGAAGCUUGAAAAACAAGCUAAGAUAUUAAAAGAGAAAACAAGAGCUCUUGAAAAAAGAAAAAUUGAAUAUCUUUGGCUUUUUCUGUGUGGAAUGCAUACGGUAUUUUACAAUACAUUAUAUAUUUUCCGUGAUGAUCCGAUGAGCUCACAGGAGAUCCUUGAAGUUGUUAAAAAUCUCUUACUUAAGAAGAAGGUUAGUGGAAAAAAAGGUCGCAUACCUUUAGCCGAUACUUCUAAACUGCAAGAAGGGAUAAUAGAAAAGCCAGCCUUCUCAAAGUCAGAUUCAUUCAUUUCUUCCAUCCCUGUUGCUAAAAAACGAAGUAUUAGCAAAGUUUUGGAUGCUUCUGCAGAUAUCCCAUUUCAGAAUGAUGGAUCUGUAGAUAUUUUGGAGAUUUUAAAGACUGCAGUACGUGAUUUCGACCAAGGCAUAAUUGCACUAGGAUCCUCCUAUUCAUACAAAAGUUCUAAUCAUUUGUAUAUAAAUUCUGAGCAUUAUAUCAAAGUUACAAGGAAAAGUACAUACGACGCUGAAAUGUACCGGGUUUUAGUAAAUUGGUUAAUAAAGAUCCAUGGAUAUGAGAUCACUAGCCAGUGGCAUCUUGAAAAAGUUUGUGAUGAUGAAGAGUACCAUCACCUUUAUUGUGACCUAACUAUAAAAAAGCCCAAUGGUCCUCAUCUGGAAGCUCUUCUUGAACUAUUGGCAAUGACAUCCAUUUCGAAAUUGGAUGGGCAUUUUGAGCAAGUAUUUAAAUAUGAAGAGCAACUCCAACCCCAAGAAAUUUGGAUCAUACACUUCUCUCAUGAAGAUUUUAUCAUAACCAAUCUGUAUUGGCAAUGUGAAAAACUCCAGAAGAGGGUGUUAAAUGUUGUCCAUUUCUGGCAUAAUAGGGAGUUUAAAAAUGUGAGGAUGAGUGCAAGAUUUCGUAAUGUUACUGGCAAUAUGCAAUCUGAAAUAGAUGAGACCAAUUUAUUGAGAAGUUCUAUUGGCAGGUUCUUGGCUGAGAAUGAUAAAAUUAAGGCUGAGAAUAAUAAAAUUAGAGCUGAGAAUACUGAGCUUAAGGCCAGAAUUGCAAAAUUGGAAGAUAUGCAAACACAGAAUGAACUAAUAAAAAAUUUGCUAUUAAUAUCACAAAAAAUACUUACCUGA
Messenger RNA from Cetraspora pellucida, 1216 nucleotides. The record is from the annotation of a GenBank genome assembly. NCBI's taxonomy places the organism in Eukaryota, Fungi, Glomeromycota, Glomeromycetes, Diversisporales, Gigasporaceae.